Messenger RNA from Brassica napus (rape), 4543 nucleotides. Its product is annotated as protein Ycf2-like. The transcript has a single exon. Lineage: Eukaryota; Viridiplantae; Streptophyta; Magnoliopsida; Brassicales; Brassicaceae. The record is from RefSeq and is a predicted model, not a curated record. Bases 64 to 2205 code for a protein of 713 amino acids.
AAUAACCAAAUUCCAAUUGAAAUGAAAUCUUUAGGAUAAAUCAAUGCAAUUUAGGAGGAAUCAAUGAAAGGACAUCAAUUCAAAUCCUGGAUUUUCGAAUUGAGAGAAAUAGUGAGAGAGAUCAAGAAUUCUCACUAUUUCUUAGAUUCAUGGACCCAAAUCAAUUCAGUGGGAUCUUUCAUUCAUAUUUUUUUCCACCAAGAACGUUUUAGAAAACUCUUGGACCCUCGAAUUUUUAGUAUCCUACUUUUGCGCAAUUCACAGGGUUCAACAAGCAAUCGAUAUUUCACGAUCAAGGGUGUAGUACUAUUUGUAGUAGCGGCCCUUCUAUAUCGUAUUAACAAUCGAAAUAUGGUCGAAAGCAAAAAUCUCUAUUUGAAAGGGCUUCUUCCUAUACCUAUGAAUUCCAUUGGACCCAGAAAUGAUACAUCGGAAGAAUCUUUUGGGUCUUCCAAUAUCAAUAGGUUGAUUGUUUCGCUCCUGUAUUUUACAAAAGGAAAAAAGAUCUCUGAGAGCUGUUUCCGGGAUCCGAAAGAGAGUACUCGGGUUCUCCCAAUAACUAAAAAGUGUAUCAUGCCUGAAUCUAACUGGAGUUCGCGGUGGUGGAGGAACUGGAUCGGAAAAAAGAGGGAUUUUUGUUGUAAGAUAUCUAAUGAAACCGUCGCUGGAAUUGAUAUCUCAUUUAAAGAGAAAGAUAUCAAAUAUCUGGAGUUUCUUUUUGUAUAUUAUAUGGAUGAUCCGAUCCGCAAGGGCCAUGAUUGGGAAUUGUUUGAUCGUCUUUCUCCGAAUAAGAGGCGAAACAUAAUCAACUUGAAUUCGGGACAGCUAUUCGAAAUCUUAGUGAAAGACUGGAUUUGUUAUCUCAUGUUUGCUUUUCGUGAAAAAAUACCAAUUGAAGUGGAGGGUUUCUUCAAACAACAAGGAGCUGGGUCAACUAUUCAAUCAAAUGAUAUUGAGCAUGUUUCCCAUCUCUUCUCGAGAAACAAGCGGGCUAUUUCUUUGCAAAAUUGUGCUCAAUUUCAUAUGUGGCAAUUCCACCAAGAUCUCUUCGUUAGUUGGGGGAAGAAUCCGCACGAAUCGGAUUUUUUGAGGAAAAUAUCGAGAGAGAAUUGGAUUUGGUUAGACAAUGUGUGGUUGGUAAACAAGGAUAGAUUUUUUAGCAAGGUACGAAAUGUAUCGUCAAAUAUUCAAUAUGAUUCUACAAGAUCUAGUUUCGUUCAAGUAACGGAUUCUAGCCAAUUGAACGGAUCUUCUGAUCAAUUCAUAGAUCCUUUCGAUUCCAUUAGUAAUGAGGAUUCGGAAUAUCACUAUCACACAUUGAUCAAUCAAAGAGAGAUUCAACAACUAAAAGAAAGAUCGAUUCUUUGGGAUCCUUCCUUUAUUCAAACGGAAGGAAGAGAGAUAGAAUCAGACCGAUUCCCUAAAUACCUUUCUGGAUAUUCCUCAAUGCCCCGGCUAUUCACGGAACGUGAAAAGCGAAUGAAUAAUCAUCUGCUUCCGGAAGAAAGCGAAGAAUUUUUUUGGAAUUCUACAAGAGCCAUUCGUUCUUUUUUCUCUGACAGAUGGUCAGAACUUCAUCUGGGUUCGAAUCCUACUGAGAGGUCCACUAGGGAUCAGAAAUUGUUGAAGAAAGAACAAGAUGUUUCUUUUGUCCCUUCCAGGCGAUCGGAAAAUAAAGAAAUAGUUAAUAUAUUCAAGAUAAUUACGUAUUUACAAAAUACCGUCUCAAUUCAUCCUAUUUCAUCAGAUCUGGGAUGUGAUACGGUUCCGAAGGAUGAACUGGAUAUGGACAGUUCCAAUAAGAUUUCAUUCUUGAACAAAAAUCCAUUUUUUUAUUUAUUUCAUCUAUUCCAUGAACGGAAGAGGGGGGGAUACACGUUACGCCACGAUUUUGAGUCAGAAGAGAGAUUUCAAGAAAUGGCAGAUCUAUUCACUCUAUCAAUAACCGAGCCGGAUCUGGUGUAUCAUAAGGGAUUUGCCUUUUCUAUUGAUUCCUACGGAUUGGAUCAAAGACAAUUCUUGAAGGAGGUUUUCAACUCCAGGGAUGAAUUGAAAAAGAAAUCUUUAUUGGUUCUACCUCCUAUUUUUUAUGAAGAAAAUGAAUCUUUUUAUCGAAGGAUCAGAAAAAUUGGGUCCGGAUCUCCUGCGGGAAUUUUUUUGAAGAUCCAAAACCAAAAAGAGUGGUAUUUGCUAGCAACAACAUAAUGGAGGCAGUCAAUCAAUAUAGAUUGAUCCGAAAUCUGAUUCAAAUCCAAUUCCAAUAUAGUCCCUAUGGGUACAUAAGAAAUGUAUUGAAUCGAUUCUUUUUAAUGAAGAGACCUGAUCGCAACUUCGAAUAUGGAAUUCAAAGGGAUCUAAUAGGAAAUGAUACUCUGAAUCAUAGAACUAUAAUGAAAGAUACGAUCAACCAACAUUUAUCGAAUUUGAAAAAGAGUCAGAAGAAAUGGUUCGAUCCUCUUAUUUUUCUUUCUCGAACCGAGAGAUCCAUAAAUCGGGAUCCUAAUGCAUAUAGAUACAAAUGGUCCAAUGGGAGCAAGAAUUUCCAGGAGCAUUUGAAACAUUUCGUUUCUGAGCGGAAGAGCCGUUUUCAAGUAGUGUUCGAUCGAUUAUGUAUUAAUCAAUAUUCGAUUGAUUGGUCUGAGGUUAUUGAUAAAAAAGAUUUGUCUAAGUCACUUCGUUUCUUUUUGUCCAAGUUACUUCGUUUUUUGUCCAAGUUACUUCUCUUUUUGUCUAACUCACUUCCUUUUUUCUUUGUGAGUUUCGAGAAUAUCCCCAUUCAUAGGUCUGAGAUCCACAUCUAUGAAUUGAAAGGUCCGAACGAUCAACCCUGCAAUCAGUUGUUAGAAUCAAUAGGUCUUCAAAUCGUUCAUUUUAAAAAUUGAAACCCUUUUUAUUGGAUGAUCAUAAUACUUCUCAAAAAUCGAAAUUCUUGAUCAAUGGAGGAACAAUAUCACCAUUUUUGUUCAAUAAGAUACCAAAGUGGAUGAUUGACUCAUUCCAUACUAGAAAGAAUCGCAGGAAAUCUUUUGAUAACACGGAUUCCUAUUUCUCAAUCGUAUCCCACGAUCAAGACAAUUGGCUGAAUCCCGUGAAACCAUUUCAGAGAAGUUCAUUGAUAUCUUCUUUUUCUAAAGCAAAUCGACUUCGAUUCUUGAAUAAUCCACAUCACUUCUGCUUCUAUUGUAACAAAAGAUUCCCUUUUUAUGUGGAAAAGGCCCGUCUCAAUAAUUCUGAUUUUACGUAUGGACAAUUCCUCACUAUCUUGUUCAUUCACAACAAAAUAUUUUCUUCGUGUGGUGGUAAAAAAAAACAUGCUUUUUUGGAGAGAGAUACUAUUUCACCUUCGUCAAUCGAGUCACAGGUAUCUAACAUAUUCAUAUCUAACGAUUUUCCACAAAGUGGUGACGAAAGGUAUAACUUGUACAAAUCUUUCCAUUUUCCAAUUCGAUCCGAUCCAUUAGUUCGUAGAGCUAUUUACUCGAUUGCAGACAUUUCUGGAACACCUCUAAUAGAGGGACAAAGAGUAAAUUUGGAAAGAACGUAUUGUCAAACUCUUUCAGAUAUGAAUCUAUCCGAUUCAGAAGAGAAGAGCUUGCAUCAGUAUCUCAAUUUCAAUUCAAACGUGGGUUUGAUUCACACUCCAUGUUCUGAGAAAUAUUUACAGAGGAAAAAACGGAGUCUUUGCCUAAAAAAAUGCGUUGACAAAGGGCAGAUGGAUAGAACCUUUCAACGAGAUAGUGCUUUUUCAACUCUCUCAAAAUGGAAUCUAUUCCAAAAUAUAUGCCAUGGUUCUUUACUUCGACAGGGUACAAAUAUCUAAAUUUGAUAUUUUUAGAUAUUUUUUCAGACCUAUUGCGGAUACUAAGUAGCAGUCAAAAAUUUGUAUCCAUUUUUCAUGAUAUUAUGUAUGGAUUAGAUAUAUCAUGGCGAAUUCUUCAGAAAAAAUUGUGUCUUCCACAAAGGAAUCUGAUAAGUGAGAUUUCGAGUAAGUCUUUACAUAAUCUUCUUCUGUCCGAAGAAAUGAUUCAUCGAAAUAAUGAGUCAUCGUUGAUAUCGACACAUCUGAGAUCGCCAAAUGUUCGUGAGGUCCUCUAUUCAAUCCUUUUCCUUCUUCUUGUUGCUGGAUAUAUCGUUCGUACACAUCUUCUCUUUGUUUCCCGAGCCUAUAGUGAGUUACAGACAGAGUUCGAAAAGAUCAAAUCUUUGAUGAUUCCAUCAUACAUGAUUGAGUUGCGAAAACUUCUGGAUAGGUAUCCUACAUCUGAACAGAAUUCUUUCUGGUUAAAGAAUCUUUUUCUAGUUGCUCUGGAACAAUUAGGAGAUUGUCUAGAAGAAAUACGGGGUUCUGGCGGCAACAUGCUAUGGGGUGGUGAUCCCGCUUAUGGGGUCAAAUCAAUACGUUCUAAGAAGACAGAUUUGAAAAUAAACUUCAUCGAUAUCAUCGAUCUCAUAAGUAUCAUACCAAAUCCCAUCAAUCGAAUCACUUUUUCGAGAAAUACGAGACAUCUAAGUCAUACAAGUAAAGACAUCUAUUCAUUGAUAA